AUGCUCACGCGGGUUUGGGCCCGAGGGUUUGCAGAUGCUUCAAAGAAAAAAACUCAACUUGUCAUCAAAGAUGGGCCCUCGCUUCAGGAUUUUAUUUCUUCAGCGUCAGUAGCCGAAGCCGUAGAAAAGUAUGAAGGAAAACUCAAAUUGGAGAAGGGAGACAGACGAUUGCGCCUACCACCGUGGCUCAAAAAAGAAAAGAUUCUUCCCUCAGAGAACGAGAACGUUAGUCGACUGAAGAAGCAAUUGAAAACACUGAAGCUGGCAACCGUUUGCCAGGAAGCGCGAUGCCCUAAUCUUGGAGAGUGCUGGGGAGGUUCAGAAGACAGUCUGGCAACAGCCACGAUCAUGCUCAUGGGAGACACUUGCACUCGCGGAUGUAAAUUUUGUUCUGUCAAAACUGCUCGUGCUCCACCUCCUCUAGAUCCUAUGGAGCCUGAAAACACAUCGACUGCUGUAGCUUCGUGGGGAGUUGAAUACAUUGUCCUCACGUCAGUUGACAGAGAUGACUUGCCUGAUGGUGGCGCUGAUCAUCUACGUCAGACCGUCCAAUUAAUGAAACUGAAAAAGCCGGAGCUGUUAAUUGAGUGUUUACUUCCUGAUUUUGCUGGCGACAAGAUAAGCGUCGAAAAACUGGCUACAAGCGGCCUCGAUGUAUAUGCACACAAUAUAGAAACUGUUGAGCGUCUCACUCCAUGGGUUAGAGAUCCGAGAGCCAAAUACAGACAAUCUUUAAAUGUCUUGAAGUACGCCAAAGAAGUGAGCCCAAGACUGAUAACAAAGACAUCAAUCAUGCUAGGGCUUGGAGAGGAGGAUGAUGAAAUAAAACGGUGCCUUGCGAAUCUUCGGUCUAGUAACGUUGAUGUGGUCACUUUUGGGCAAUAUAUGCAACCCACAAAGCGUCAUUUGCUCGUGAAAGAAUGGGUCACUCCGGAAAAGUUUGAUGAAUGGGCCGAAUAUUCGAAGAAGCUCGGGUUCCUCUAUGUGGCAUCUGGGCCACUUGUUCGGUCUUCCUACAAAGCUGGAGAAUUUUACUUGAAGAAUGUAUUGAGAAAUAGACAAUUUUUUCUGCGCGUUACUUCGCUUUUUAUUAUCUUCGAAUUUUCCUCUUCUUCCUCGUCUCUUGUCUUCUCCUUCUUUCAGCUUUUAUACAAUACGUUGCAGGGUAAACGAUGGGUCUCGAUCAUCAUUGACGGAAAGAACCACCUUCUUGGUCGUUUGGCCUCGAUUGUGGCCAAGAAACUCCUCCAGGGAGAGAAGGUUGUCGUCGUCAGAGCUGAAGAGAUUACCAUCUCCGGAAACUUCCACCGUUCCAAGCUGAAGUACAUGAGCUUCCUCCGCAAACGUUGUAACAUCAACCCAGCUCGUGGAGCUUUCCAUUACCGCGCUCCAGGAAAGAUCUUCUGGCGCACCGUCAGAGGAAUGCUCCCACACAAGACCAUCCGCGGAAACGAGGCUCUCAAGAACCUCCGCGCAUACGAAGGAGUUCCAGCCAAGUACCAGAAGACCAAGACCCUUCACGCCCCAUCUGCCAGCAGAUUCCGUCUUCAACCAAGAAGGAAGUUCUGCCUUGUUGGACGUUUGUCCCACGAGGUCGGAUGGCAAUACCAGGAUGUCGUUGCCAAGCUCGAAGCCAAAAGAAAGGUCAAGGGAGCCGCAUACUACGAGCAAAAGAAGAAGUUGGACAAACUCGCUGUUCAAGCCAAGGUCAACGCCGCCCCAAAGAUUGCUCAAUACCAGAAAAUCAUUGAGG
Caenorhabditis briggsae is the source of this 1753-nucleotide messenger RNA. RefSeq names its product Protein CBR-RPL-16 (gene Cbr-rpl-16). Lineage: Eukaryota; Metazoa; Nematoda; Chromadorea; Rhabditida; Rhabditidae. Gene Ontology annotation, molecular function: 4 iron, 4 sulfur cluster binding; lipoate synthase activity; structural constituent of ribosome. The transcript has 9 exons. Gene Ontology annotation, biological process: translation; lipoate biosynthetic process. Gene Ontology annotation, cellular component: mitochondrion; large ribosomal subunit; ribosome. The annotation marks the transcript as partial. The record is from RefSeq and is a predicted model, not a curated record.